Parnassius mnemosyne (clouded apollo) is the source of this 366-nucleotide messenger RNA. The record is from the annotation of a GenBank genome assembly. Lineage: Eukaryota; Metazoa; Arthropoda; Insecta; Lepidoptera; Papilionidae.
AUGAACCGUACUCGUCCGUCAAACAAUUCUGUGACUGAAAAUACGCAGAGCGCAAUUCUACGUAACUACUACGCAGAGAAUGAGUUCUUUAUAUCUCCGGAAAGAAUUUUCAAGGUGUUAUCUCUUGACUUAGUUCUCUCGACUGCGUUGGGAAUCUUGUUGCUGGUGAGCGCAAUACUCAGCAUGACCUUCUGCGACAUGGUAGGAGUCGUUGACUACGUACACGGACCUCUGGCCAUUGUGAAUGCGAGCAUGAUAACAGGUAGCGCUGUGAUUACGUACGUAUCGGUGAUGCAGCGUUUGGACUCCACCAGAGCACCGGGACGACAACCCGAGUCCUCGCAACCCACUGAGCAUGAAGUUUAA